Messenger RNA from Penicillium lagena, 993 nucleotides. RefSeq names its product homeobox domain-containing protein. Gene Ontology annotation, molecular function: DNA-binding transcription factor activity, RNA polymerase II-specific; RNA polymerase II cis-regulatory region sequence-specific DNA binding. Gene Ontology annotation, biological process: regulation of transcription by RNA polymerase II. Lineage: Eukaryota; Fungi; Ascomycota; Eurotiomycetes; Eurotiales; Aspergillaceae. Bases 1 to 993 code for a protein of 330 amino acids. The transcript has 3 exons. The record is from RefSeq and is a predicted model, not a curated record.
AUGUCACAGUCCCGUGAGAAGGACGACGAUACCGAUAUGGCCAUUUCGUACGCAAAUCGGCUGCCACCAGCCAGUCAUUCCCCUCAGACUCUUCCCUCAUUUCGAGAACUUCUUCCUCCUCACCUUCACGAAGAAAUCGACUCUACUUCAUACUAUACAUCCCCACGUCACCAAUCGCAAGAACGCCCAGUCUCUGGCCAUGAGAUGGCCGAUCCUCGAUCUAUUCCAUAUGCCACAAAUGCACAGCCAUCAAAAAUGGGAUAUGGAGAUCCGCACCGCGAAUAUGCCGUUUCCCGGUCUGGCGAACAACACCCUUCCCGACGCAUGCCGGACCAAGGACAUCUACAGAUGCGACGUGGCGAGAAUCCGUCGCCGACAGCACCGCGCUUUGCGGCAGCACGUGGACCAAGUCCUAUUCUACCCCCGAUUCGGGAUCUUCAGCCAGGCGUGAACGCGCCGAGUAAAGGUUACCCAGAUAGCAGGGUGCCUCCACGAUCCGACCCCUUCGGGGCGCAGGACUAUCGAGGUGGACAGCCACCGGUCGAUCCUCGUGCGGACCCAUACCUAUCAGGCAGAGGGCCGCCGAUGAUGCAUCCUCCGUCACCAUACGGCCACGCCAUGCCAUACCAUGGCGAGGGAGAGCCGAUGCCUUCGCAGAUGAUGGGCCAUCCUCAGCAGGCAAACUUUGGUAUUAUGGGUGAUCCGAUAGACCCCAAGACCAAGCGCCGAAGAGGCAAUCUUCCCAAGCCAGUCACAGAUAUACUUCGAGCCUGGUUCCACGAGCAUCUGGAUCAUCCAUACCCUAGCGAAGAAGAUAAGCAGAUGUUCAUGACUCGGACGGGCUUGUCGAUCAGCCAGAUCAGUAAUUGGUUUAUCAACGCCAGGCGACGACAGCUUCCUGCCCUUCGCAAUCAAAUGCGAAGUGGCACCACCGACACCGAGUCCCAACGGCAGUCCCCUUUCAGCGACAUCGAGCCGACUUCGCCGCAGUAG